Molecule: messenger RNA, 3412 nt
Organism: Rana temporaria (common frog)
Lineage: Eukaryota; Metazoa; Chordata; Amphibia; Anura; Ranidae
Gene: C12H17orf113
Product: chromosome 12 C17orf113 homolog
Exons: 3
Coding region: 111-2192 (693 amino acids)
Source: RefSeq, a predicted model, not a curated record
GGAGGAGGAGGAGGAGGAGGAUAGGGAAGUGUGUUUUGGUGCAGCCUGGAAAGUUCACAUAAGCUCUAUCAUCCUGUACAGGUCUGGCUCUUUUCUCAGUUUAGAGCAUCAUGGAUAACAACAGCCUUCCCAUAAUGUAUGAUUUCAGAAUGGGUGGCAGCGGAAGUAUAGUGACCCCUGGAAAAAAGCCAGCAGGUGAGACCUCAAACUCCAACAAGAAAUGCAAGCGGUAUUUUAAUGAGCACUGGAAGGAAGAGUUUACCUGGCUGGAGUUUGACUACGAGCGCAAGCUGAUGUUUUGUGUAGAGUGCCGUCAGGCACUUGUGAAGAACAAGCAUGGCAAGGCCGAGAACGCCUUUACUGUGGGUACAGACAAUUUUCAGCGACAUGCACUUUUACGCCACGUGACCUCCGGUGCCCACAAGCAGGCACUUGCUGUAAAUAGGGAGCAAAUGGCCAUGGAAUUACAGUUUCACCAAGAGAUGAAGUCUGUUAUCAAAGCUGAGAUGGAUCCAUCCAAGAUAGCGAUCAUGACCACUGUCUUUUGUAUGGCCAAAGAGAGCAUCUCCAGCAAGAAGUUGUCCUCUCUGCUGGAGCUGCAGAAAUUCAAUCUAUGUGAAGCAUUGUUGUCUUCUGAGCAAAAUGAGUAUUACCACUCAAGCAGUGUGAGAGAAAUGCAGGCAGCCAUUGUUAAAGUACUGCACAGUGAAGAUCGGAGGAGAUUGAAAGAAUCACCUUUUAUUGGACUAGUUGUUGAUGAGACCGUGGAUAUAACAGAGCAUCACUGUCUUGUAUUGUUCGCCACCUCCGUUACACCUUGUGAUGGACAGCUGUACAUCACAUUUCUGGGGAGAUUUGCGUUAUGUUCAGAGGAAACAAACCCAGUUGUUGAAAAAGUAGUUGAGAUAUUAAGUGACUUUCAAAUUCCUCCUAAAAAAGUGGUUUGGUUUAGCUCUGAUGGCUCUUCACUGAUGACAGACAGGAAGAAUGGAGUUGGCGAAAAGCUAAAGACCCUUUGCCCACUAAUAACUGAGCUUCAUUGCAUCUCACAUAGAAGAUCUUUGCUUCCAACAGAAAGUUUUGUCAGUGCUGAUUAUGGGAGGAAAUAUGAAAGUGUCAUGGAUGCAGUAUAUAGACUGUAUGGCAAUAAACCUGGAGAAGCUUCUAGUUUUCAAGAGUUACGUAAUGUUAUCACUACUUGUGGCAUAGACUUAAAUUGUCCAGGAACAGUUCACUGGAUGGCUAUAUUGCCAGCUGUUGCAACUAUUGACUCUUCAUGGCCAACUUUAGUUCUUUUACUUGAAAGUGAAUCCACAAAAUCUCCCGUAGCCAGUGGAUUAUGCUUAGAGCUAAAGAAAUUCUGGUUUGUGGCUUUUACUAAGGUUCUUCUGGACAUUCUUCCUAUCUUCCAAAAACUUAACCAGUUUUUCCAAAUUGAGGAUCUAGAUAUAUCAAUGAUAAAUCCAAUAGUGCUGGCCUCACAGUCCACCCUGCAGGCCCAAAAAUCCACUAAUGGCCAGAACUUUCAAGAGUUCCUUAAUGAACUGAAUGAGCAUCCUGAUGAUGACAAUGAAAGUAGGUUCUACUACAAAGGAGUAGAGCUGGUUGACUGUUCCAAAGUGCAAUUGAAAUGUUUUGAGCUCAUAAAACAAGCCUGUCUUGACAGUGUCUGCAAGAGCCUCCUGGAUCGCUUCCCUGUCAAUGUUCUUAAGGUGAUAAGCUCCCUUUCCAUUAUUUUUAACCCAAAGUGUUAUCCUUCCUCCUUGGAUGAUAUUGGUGCCUAUGGCGAGCUAGAGCUUCGACAUCUCCUGCAGUAUUUUUCAGAUGUGCUGGUUCCAGAACGAGCUACAAAUGACUUUGCCCUUUUUAAACGUAUUGUGUUCAGCCUCAGUCACCUAACAUUUCGAGAUCUUUGCAUAAAGCUAGUCCACAGCAGCUCUGAAAUGCAUGAGUUGUUUCCUGACUUCACUGUUUUGGCAGCUGUGGCUUUAGUUAUGCCGCUUGGAUCUACUCUUUUUGAAAAGAUGAAUCGAGCCAAGGAACUGUGGAAAAAAAUUAACCUGGAAGAUAUAGUUGAAAAUGGCUUUAGUGACGUUCUAAAAAUUUGCAUUGAUAAUCCUUCUCUAAAUGAACUAGACUUUGCUAAAGCAAUUGAUUUAUUUGAAAACACAAGACAAUCAGAUAAUAAGUGACUGUGUAGAAAUGGAAGAAGUAGUACCAGAAUGAAAUAUUCGACUAGUAAGCUAAACACAGGUGGUGUGGGAAAAAAGAAAUACGCAUUCCAAGGUAAAACCUGCUCAAAGUGAACAAUGGGCUACAGGCAACCUUCCAAAGCUCACAGUUUUUACCACAUUAAAAAUGAUAUUCCUUACAUAUUGUUUAUGGUAUCUGGCCUAUCUUUGUAUCAUGUACUUUGUCCUUCUACAACUAGGCUUGCAGCACUACUAUAUCCAAGAAUUUUAUUUUUGCUGGUGUUAAUCAGGAAAAAGCUUUUUCAUUGCAGAUCAACUACAAAAAUAUGUUGGCUUUGUAUAAUUUGCACUUUGAAUUUUUAUGUUUACAUAUGAUAUGAUUUUACCAAAGCAUUGUUCAGACGAUCUUCCUCCUAUAAUAAUGACUUUAUGACUUUGUAAAAGCUCCUGAGUAGUCUUCCUCUGUCAAGUCUUCUGUCUUCCUGUUUUGUAUGGCUCUCAGUCUAUUGUGCCAUUUUCAUGUGUUUAAUACUUUGGGUCUGUUGAUUGCUGUAAAAAACACCAUUGAUCUGUAAACCACUGGACCAAACUGUUAAUAAGAAUUCCACUAAAACAGCAAAAUAAAUAGGCUGAGUGAAUGUCAGGUCAAAGAAAUUUGGAAUGUUGUUUCUACCACAGCAAGCCAUGGAUGAUUGUUUAGCAGUUUAAAUGAAAGGUUGAUGUACGAGUCCAUGCUAAAGAUUACAGUACAUCGUUGUUCUUUGCAUGUUAUUAAAGUAUAAAUUCAUCAUAGGUUUUUAAUAUUUGAAAAGAAUGGGGAGAAGGUUGAAACUUUGUAGGUUUUACCGUCUGUGUCCCUAAUGAUGAGCAUUUGACUUACUUCCUGUUGUGUUACUCACUCAGACAGGUAGUGACAGGUAGUGAAGAGAAUCCCUCCAGAAAAAAUUCACAGCAACAAAAGCACUUUUCUUUAUUCUCUAUUGAGGGGCCCAGCAAGCCAGGAAUUCUUAAACAGUCUGGUUAUACUACUACCUACAGGAGGUUGGCAAACAAAAUACAUUAAAGUAAAUCUCUGUAUAAUCUUGCCUCUAAUCGUUUUACCUCCAUUUUUACUAGUGUCCCAGGGGAUUAUUCUUUUUCUUUUUUUAUCUGUUAAUUUUAAUUUAAGAUUCUCUAUACACCAUAGAUAUUUUUUUUCUUUAAUAAAGACUUCCAAAUCA